AUGGGGACGAGAGCAAGACUGCCAAACCUCAUUCGGAGCCUCCAAAAGGAAGCCCAGCCAAAACCCACAUGCCAACAAUCGCUGCCUUCGCUUAGACGCGCCUUCUCUCUCUACGAUCAGAUCAAUCUCAUUGACAACGUCCCUAAUGACCAGCUUCGAUUUCAACGGUACACGGACUCAGGGUUCACAGUGAAUGGGGUGGACUAUGAAGGAAGCUUGCUUUGUGUUGGAAACAUGUUGAUGUCUUGGGCUCCCAAGAAAUUCUCUGAAAUCACUCCUGAUAGCCUGUCCAUCUUCCAAACCGUGCGACCUGUGCCAGAGAUUUUGAUUCUUGGCUGUGGGAGGUACAUUGAACCUGUAAGUCCUGAACUACAACGCUUCAUCCGGUCUACUGGAAUGAAAUUAGAAGCCAUUGACUCGAAAAAUGCUGUAUCAACCUACAAUAUACUCAACGAGGAAGGGAGGAUUGUGGCUGCUGCGCUUUUACCGUAUGGGAUUUUGUCAUGA
Messenger RNA from Prunus armeniaca (apricot), 507 nucleotides. The record is from the annotation of a GenBank genome assembly. Lineage: Eukaryota; Viridiplantae; Streptophyta; Magnoliopsida; Rosales; Rosaceae.